Molecule: messenger RNA, 5462 nt
Organism: Pogona vitticeps (central bearded dragon)
Lineage: Eukaryota; Metazoa; Chordata; Lepidosauria; Squamata; Agamidae
Gene: NHS
Product: NHS actin remodeling regulator
Biological process (GO): cell differentiation; lens development in camera-type eye
Source: RefSeq, a predicted model, not a curated record
CUUGGGAGAUUUUCUUAAGAAGCAUAGCAGAGCGGUCAAACAUGGCCCUGGGCUGCUGUCUGCUGAAGAAUGCAGCUGUCUCGAACCUGGAUGCAGAAAGUAAACUGAGUGUCUAUUUCCGUGCACCUUGGCAUCAGCAAAGAAACAUUUUCCUUCCUUCCACCAGGCCAGCUUGUGUGGAGGAGCUGCAUCACCAUGCAAAGCAAAACUUGCGAGCCUUGAGAAGAGACCAACGAAACCGAGGUGACAGUCGAGAGUCUAAAGUCCUGAGCCAAAUCACUGUGGUGGCUCCACCAUUUCCCUCUUUUCCUGUGACCUACAAUCAGAAGCACAAAGAGACGAAGGAUCGUCCGUUACUCAAAUUUUUCAGCACCCGCUCGCCCUCCCCUACUGAGUGUUGCCACAUGACCCCAUGGAGUCGAAAGUCCCACCAACCAGAGGAAGAAGAUACAGAUGUCAUGUUAGGGCAGAGGCCGAAAAAUCCAAUACAUAAUAUUCCUUCUACACUGGAUAAGCAAACCAACUGGAGCAAAGCACUACCUCUCCCAACUCCAGAGGAGAAAAUGAAACAAGAGGCCCAAGUGAUUUCCUCUUGCAUUAUCCCCAUCAAUGUCACUGGAGUUGGUUUUGACAGAGAGGCUAGUAUACGCUGCUCUCUUGUUCAUUCACAAUCUGUGCUACAGCGGAGACGGAAAUUGAGAAGGAGGAAAACCAUCUCUGGCAUCCCCAGAAGAGUUCAACAAGAAAUAGAUUCUGAUGAAUCUCCAGUAGCAAGAGAGCGGAAUGUGAUUGUGCAUGCAAAUCCAGACUUCUCUAAUAACUCAAACAGGAGAUCAGGUACCAGAGAUUCUGAGUGCCAGACAGAAGAAAUCCUCAUUGCUGCCCCAUCCCGGAGAAGAAUCCGGGCUCAGAGGGGUCAAAGUGUUGUAGCCUCUCUGUCUCAUUCAGCUGGAAACAUAUUGGUACUGACAGACAAUGGGGACACCAUGUUCACAACAUCAGUGAGCAACCGUGUACGAUCAAGGAGUCUUCCUCGUGAAGGUGCUAGAACCAAUGAAGCCGACCAUAACACCAGUGCCAAAAUGUCAGCAUAUGAGGCAGAACACUUUUUAGCAAGCCAAGAAAGAAACUCCACAAAGAGUAAAGAUGCCAUUAAUAAUCGGUGCUCUCAAGAACACCAUCCCAUAGGUUUAAAGUGCUCUCAGCAUAGCCCAGAUCACAACUCAAAUGAGAGGGGGAGGUCAAGGUUAUCAAGGAUGGCAGAUUCAGGAAGCUGCGAUAUCUCAUCAAACUCUGAUACCUUUGGAAGUCCCAUUCACUCUAUCUCUACUGCUGGAGUUCUUCUUAGUAGUCACAUGGACCAGAAAGAUGACCAUCAGUCUUCCAGUGGGAAUUGGAGUGGAAGCAGCUCAACAUGUCCUUCCCAAACAUCAGAAACAAUUCCUCCUGCUGCCUCUCCUCCACUGACUGGCUCGUCACACUGUGAUUCAGAAUUAUCACUGAACAUUGCCCCAAAUGCCAAUGAAGAUUCUACUAUCUUCAUAACUGAUCACUACAGUGAUCAGAUAGAUAAGAUUAGAGGCCAUAGGACAAGUUCUUUCACUUCCACUGUAGCUGAUCUACUCGAUGAUCCCAAUAACAGCAACACAAGUGACAGUGAAUGGAAUUAUUUGCAUCACCAUCAUGAUGCGUCCUGCCGCCAAGAUUUCAGUCCUGAACGCCCCAAGACAGACAGCCUGGGAUGUCCAAGUUUUACAAGUAUGGCUACUUAUGAUAGUUUUAUAGAGAAGACCCCAUCUGACAAAGCAGACACAAGCUCACACUUUUCAGUUGACACUGAAGGCUACUACACCUCCAUGCACUUUGACUGUGGUCUCAAAGGAACUAAAAGUUAUAUUUGUAACUAUGCAGCUGUGGGCUCUGAGAGUGGGCAGAAUGCUAAUGUUGCUUCCAGUCUCGCUAACUGUGCCUGGCAGGAUUAUGUAAAUCAAAGGAGACAAGGAAAACAGAGCAUCUCUCUAAAGAAACCAAAGGCAAAGCCAGCCCCACCAAAACGCAGUUCAUCUUUAAGGAAAUCUGACAGCAGCACAGAUCUUCCUGAGAAGAAAGAACCAAAGAUAAGCAGUGGGCAGCAGCACAUGCCUCACUCUUCCAGGGAAAUGAAGCUGCCCCUCGAAUUCUCAAACACACCUUCAAGAGUAGAAAGUUCUAAUCUGCCAAGCAAUCAGGAACACUCCUGGGAUAAUCAGGAGGAGAGCAGAUUAAAAGACCUUCCAUUUGACACCAUGGACAUCCCAUCAUUUAAAGAUGAAGGUGCUGAACAAUCUCACUAUGCAGACCUCUGGCUUCUAAAUGACUUGAAAUCUAAUGAUCCUUAUAGGUCUUUAUCCAAUUCUAGCACUGCUACGGGUACUACGGUCAUAGAAUGCAUAAAGUCACCAGAAAGCUCUGAAUCGCAAACAUCACAGUCUGGUUCGAGAGCCACCACUCCUUCCCUCCCUUCUGUGGAGAAUGAAUUUAAAUUAGCUUCCCCAGAAAAGCUGGCUGGUUUAGCUUCCCCCUCAAGUGGUUAUUCCAGUCAGUCUGAAACGCCAACAUCAUCUUUCCCAACGGCUUUCUUUUCUGGACCCUUAUCCCCAGGAGGGAGCAAAAGAAAGCCAAAAGUACCAGAAAGGAAGUCCUCAUUACAGCAGCCUUCUUGUAAAGAUGGUAACAUAUCUCUGAAUAAAGAUCUUGAACUUCCAGUUAUACCUCCUACUCAUCUUGACCUAAGUGCUCUUCAUAAUGUCUUGAAUAAACCAUAUGCUCACAGACAUCAGUUGCAUGCUUUUAAUAACAAUAAGCCGAACAUGGUAGAAGAAGCACUGCACUCUAAUUCUACACCAGCCCUUGCUAUUACUCCAUCAGUUCUGAAAUCUGUACAGCUUCGAUCAGUCAAUAAGCCUGAAGAGGUAAAACAGAGAGACCGUACAGACAUUCUCCAUAUUCAAGGGAAUGCUUUAAUGGUGACCGCAGUUUCAGGUAAAAUGAAAGCACAUGUAAGUAAGAAACAAGUAUCGCGCCAGUAUGCCAUGGAAGAGGCCAUAGUGUCCUAUAUUAAUCCCUCUCCAGUACAAAUAACCCCCGAAGAACUCCACUCCGAAAGCAGUUUGACUUUCGGUGAAAAGAAUACCUGGCGAGAGACCCAAACCUCAGUAGACAUGGGUGCUCCCAUAGUUAGAUAUACAACAGAUCAAAUGCACCCGGUUCACGAGUUUCAGCCAGAGAAUACACUUAAUAAAAUGUGUGGCAGUUCUGCUGAAUGGUAUCCACAAGGCACAACAGUCCUUUCCGGAAACUCCGAAGGAAAGAUAACAAUAUGUGGACCAGAGCAGGACAGGAGACUUGACUCUGUGCAGCUUCAGCAAGAAUUACCUGCACACUGUGAUCAAAAGUUGGUAUAUGAACCUUUCAUUGAAAAUAGGCUCCAGUUUGAUUCCUCAGCUGGGGGAGCUGACAUCAGUUAUCAGCUAAAGCAUCAGUUUGAUGUAAACCAACAUUAUGACAAAGUGCCUGGGAAUAUCAGCUAUGGACCGGAGAUCUCAACUGUAGAUUCACUCAGUGAAAAAUAUCCUGAGCAGGAAAAUGAUAUUGCAUCAGGUAUCCCAACCAGAAGUGCCUCAGAUGACAAAGACAACAGAGCAGCUGAGACACACAGGACUCCAGAGGAGGAUAUCUCAAAAGAAUCUUCUCCAAGCGACGAUUCCUUAAUCUCACCCCUAAGUGAAGAUUCUCAGGCUGAACCAGAAGACGUUUUUGUGUCUUCAAAUAAACCUCGAACAACAGAGGAUCUCUUUGCAGUCAUUCACCGGUCAAAAAGGAAAGUGCUUGGAAGAAAGGAUUCUGGUGAAAUUUCUGUGAGGAACAGAUUGAGGGCUUCAUCAAGUACUAGCAGCAUAUCCUCUGCCAGCAGUACAUCCCAGCCAGUUAACGUUCCUCCUCCCACACCCAUUGUGGCAAGUCCAGCAUGCAGCCAGAGAUCUCCUGGACUCAUUUACAGGAACGCCAAAAAGUCCAACACUUCGAAUGAAGAAUUCAAAUUGUUGCUUUUGAAAAAGGGCAGCCGGUCUGAUUCAAGCUAUAGGAUGUCAGCCACAGAGAUACUGAAGAGUCCAAUUUCACCCAAAUCUCCAGGAGAACUACCUGGGGAGUUUCUUCAGAAUGCUGAUGAGUCUUCCCCAGCCUUAUCAAGUGCUGAGGCAUUUGCUCCUCUCUCUCCUUGCCCUCCAAGAAUAAAUGCAGAAGGGUUUUCUUCCAAAAGCUUCCCAACAUCAGCAUCAUCACGGGUAGGACGAUCGAGGGCCCCCCCUGCUGCAAGCAGUAGCCGGUAUAGCGUCCGCUGCAGGCUGUACAACACCCCAAUGCAAGCUAUUUCAGAAGGAGAGACUGAGAAUUCCGAUGGGAGCCCUCAUGAUGAUCGGUCCUCCCAGAGUUCUACGUAGGCUACGUAACAGCUUUUAAAUGGGGAGGGGGGAGAAUCUAUGUGAAUAUAAAUGGGAGGACUUUGCAUUUGCUCGGCUCAUGUGAAUAUAAAGGCCAGUUCUGUAGCAGUCAAAUACCCAUACAGGGCAAUAUUGAUGCUUGAAAAUGCUAAGGAUUGCUAAGAGACUGCGAGGAAAAAAAAAAGAUGAUUCUGUAGCUAUUUAUUAUUUCACAUUUUCUUAAGUAGAAACAUAUACUAAAUGGUUAACUUCCAUUUCAUUUCGCCCAGGUUUCCUGCCAUCAGUGUAGAUUUACAUUAUCCAAUUGUCAAAUUCCCUCUUCCCCUCCAAAGAUGCCAUUUAGGAUUUUUAAAAAGAGGUCCCAUUGUCUUCACUCUUGUGCUUCCCUAGGGAAAAGGAAACAUUAAAUUGCUUGAGGAAUUGGUAUUUUUUUACACUCGAACAAAUGGAAACAAAAUUUAGAAAAAAUGAACAAAACAGAUGUACAUAUCCAUAUUUUUGAUAAGUAUUUGUAAAUAGCAUUAUCCGAGAAAGGCAGAAAAAAGUGGUUGGUGGCAAAUGGCAACUUUGUUGAAAGACAAAAAAAAGAUAAAGGUAAUGACUGUAUUCUGUGAAUACAAAUUUCAUAUCAAAUAUAAUUUACGUAUCUACCACAACCACUCAGCAGUUCAAUAAUUAAGCCUCUAACAUUAAUUUUAACACUUGAAAUAGUGGAAAUCACCAAUAUUAAUAAAAGAUUCUCAAAUGAAAUAGUAUCUGAUUAAUUUUCUUCCAAAAAUUGAACUCUAAACUAGUGAAUUUCAAAGUUCAUAUUGUGGCAAGAGCCUCACUGGCACUACAAAUAUCGGUCCAGUAACUGUUAUUUUCUGUUGCAGCUCCUCCUGGCAAGAACCCUAAGAAGUGCAGUCCUAUGAAGGGUGGGGGAGUUAUACUGAGGAUUUCUCAUUCUACUAAUCAUGGUUUCACAUAGCAUUCUCACAU